AUGGAACAAACCCAGAAGAGGCCAUGCGAGAGAUUACCCAAAUUGCGAGCCGUCACCAGAAAACACAUUGCCCUCGCAUUCAUCGCCGAGGACGCUUACUUCACAAACCAUCCACUAUACCUUCACCUCAAGAGCAAAUGCGACACUCAAGAAAAGGAGGAGUACUUAGGCCGCGUUAUGUGGUCUGCAUUUGUAGAUUUAAUUCAAGAGUUGGGGUGGAACGCCAAGAUGGGUUUGGUUUGGGCCAACCAGAGUGGGAUUGCCUCCCGCGCUGUCAUUCUCGCCCACAAUGCAACGCUGGAAGACAGGCAGCUGCCACCACCUCGGCUGGUGGACAACAUGAAGGACGUUUUAGGGACUUCUCGUGACCCUAAAUGGUUUAAGUUGUACCCCUUAUGCUGA
Marasmius oreades (fairy-ring Marasmius) is the source of this 402-nucleotide messenger RNA. RefSeq lists its product as uncharacterized. NCBI's taxonomy places the organism in Eukaryota, Fungi, Basidiomycota, Agaricomycetes, Agaricales, Marasmiaceae. The coding region runs from base 1 to 402 and encodes 133 amino acids. The transcript has a single exon. The record is from RefSeq and is a predicted model, not a curated record.